AUGAGGGUCCUUGCUUAUGGAGUUGGAGCUGAUCUCAUGGAUGAGUAUGUAAGAAUUGGAGAAACCACAGCAAUAAAGAGCAUGAAACUUUUUGUCAAAUCGGUAAUCUCGAUCUUUGGAGAUGAGUACUUGCGGUCUCCAAAUAGCAAUGACAUUGCUAGAUUGCUUGCAGUCGGUGAGAAACGAGGAUUUCCAGAUGGAAUCUAUCCUUCAUGGUCUACAUUUGUCAAAACCAUUCCAACACCACAAGGUCGUAAAAGGCAAUUGUUUGCAUCAGCUCAAGAAUCUAUGAGGAAGGAUGUCGAGCGAGCAUUUGGACUUCUACAGACACACUUUGCAAUUGUUCAUGGACCAGUACGAUAUUUUUGUCAAUCUGUACUAAAAGAUAUCAUGAUGGCCUACAUAAUAUUACACAACAUGAUCGUUGAGUGA
Zingiber officinale is the source of this 432-nucleotide messenger RNA. RefSeq lists its product as uncharacterized. NCBI's taxonomy places the organism in Eukaryota, Viridiplantae, Streptophyta, Magnoliopsida, Zingiberales, Zingiberaceae. The record is from RefSeq and is a predicted model, not a curated record. Bases 1 to 432 code for a protein of 143 amino acids. The transcript has 2 exons.